Crotalus tigris (Tiger rattlesnake) is the source of this 1140-nucleotide messenger RNA. RefSeq names its product histone H4. Gene Ontology annotation, biological process: nucleosome assembly. The coding region runs from base 69 to 380 and encodes 103 amino acids. The record is from RefSeq and is a predicted model, not a curated record. Gene Ontology annotation, molecular function: protein heterodimerization activity; structural constituent of chromatin; DNA binding. NCBI's taxonomy places the organism in Eukaryota, Metazoa, Chordata, Lepidosauria, Squamata, Viperidae. Gene Ontology annotation, cellular component: nucleosome. The transcript has a single exon.
UCGGACUUCCAUCUUUAUAAGCUAUCCCUCCGCAAAGCCUCGAAGUCAUUUUCUGCUGGAUUUUCAGGAUGUCUGGUCGUGGGAAAGGCGGAAAAGGCUUGGGUAAAGGUGGAGCGAAAAGGCACCGGAAGGUGCUGCGCGAUAACAUCCAAGGCAUUACCAAGCCGGCUAUCCGCCGCUUGGCUCGCCGCGGAGGCGUGAAGCGAAUUUCUGGAUUGAUCUACGAAGAGACCCGUGGAGUCUUGAAGGUCUUCCUGGAGAACGUGAUCCGCGAUGCUGUGACCUACACGGAGCACGCUAAAAGGAAGACCGUGACGGCCAUGGACGUGGUGUACGCGCUGAAGCGCCAAGGACGUACCUUGUACGGCUUUGGGGGCUGAUUCCAGACAAAAGAGACAAAAAUAACGGCCCUUUUAAGGGCCACCCACAAUUCCAGAAAGAGAGUUGUAGCAUAUGUAAAAAUUCGACAUAAUUCUACUUCAUGAAAAUAACUGGAGAUGUGAUGUGUAUUAGUAAAAACUACUCGGUGGUGUAACUGCUAUGUAAGUAAGCUAAAAACGCUUUUCUCCAUUUCAGAUCCUUUUCUAGACUUAGGAGACUUGCCUGGAAUUGUUAGGCUUUUGGGUUAUUAACAUUUUUAUAGCGAAAUGUGGAGAUUCUAGAAAAACAGUUGCAAUUUGGAAAAGCACCUUUGGAAUUUUGAACCUGGCAAUCAGUCUUCAGGGUAACGUUUUUUACUUAGAGAUUACAAUCUUGGCGAUUUACGAUUUUAAAAAAACGCCUUAAAAUAAAAAGACAUUUUUCAGUUAAAAAAAUUAAAACCAAGAGGUGAGUCACUCGAUAGCAAUAGGAUAUUUAAUAAAAGUCCUUGGAAUACACUUUCAGGUUUUAACACGAGCCCAGCCAGCAAAAAUGUAUGCAAUGUUACCUCGAAUCAAAUGUUUUGUAUUAUUCGAGUCUCACACGUGAUCAUAGAAUCCCCUAGGUAGAAGGGACUUUGGAGGUCUUCUAGUCCAACCCCUGGAUAUACCCCUUAGGGUGUCUUUGUGUUAGCAGUGCCGAAUUUCCAGCACCUUGUUAAGCUUAAAUCAGGGGUCUUGCAAGUUGGCCCUUUGAUGACUUGUGGACUUCAGCUCCCAG